CUCUGAACUGCUCCAUUUCCUUUUGAGCACCUUUGUCACAGCCGUAUUGUGCCUUGUCCUGUCCAUCUACACGAAAGUCUCUUCAAUCGAACUCGUGGUAUACGACGCCACCCAUACAACGCGUAUCCGCGAAGACCAAUCCAAAUCGCCAACCUGGAUACGAAAGCUGCUCCCAUGAGACGGUCGCAUCGAAAGUCUCGCAACGGCUGUUCCCAGUGCAAGACUCGUCAUAUCAAGUGCAAUGAAGUCCGACCUCAAUGUGGAAACUGCCAACGCUUGGACAUAGCAUGCAGCUUUGCUCCUCAAGCCGCCAGUCCACGCCCAGAUCUUGUCUCGCAUCGGUCGACUCCUCUCGGCACUCCGCCAAUCAUUCAGGCCUCUACUCAGCCGCUAUGUCUUCUAGAUUUGGAGCUGUACCAUCACUUUGUCUACCGUUACAGUGCUUCGCUGGUUCCAGAUGUCGAUCUCCGGGGUGAGGUAUUUGAAGAACUGUUGGAGCAUAGUCUGUCCUACAGUUUCUUGAUGCAUAACUUCAUGGCUCUUUCAGCUCUACAUCUCUACUCAAAAGACCGUUCAAGGCCUGAGCUCUUCGACCGAGCUUGUUACCUGCAGGGUGUUGCCAUUCAGCAAGUACAACCCAUCAUUGCCAAUCUGCGCCAGGAAGACUCUCUAGCUGCCCUUUUAUUCUCCAGUCAUACUUCCUCUUUUGGUCUUGCAGAAUUCAUGCUGAACCCUCAUCACGAUGAUACAGAUCCUAUCGAUAAAAUUGUCGAAUGCUUCCAGCUGAGCAGAGGCAUCAAGGUCGUCGUCUCACCUCACUGGCCAUAUCUAAGUCAAACUUGGCUCAAACGCCUCUUUUCCAGGACCGAGGGAGGUAACGAGGAUCGCGUCCGCGCUAGUCUUGCGUCCGAUUUUCCUACCUACUCUAUGGUGAGGUCUCUAGCCUUUGGUCAGGAAGAUGCCGAACGACGUAAAUGCUGUCUCGAGACGAUCGAAGAUAUCUUUACGUAUAUUGGAGCUGCAUCACAGCAUUCGGAUGAUUAUCCCACUUGCGCACAUCUUAUCGACCAAUUUGCUGUACGACUGCCUGCCGCCUUCAAAGACAUGUUGGUCGAGCGAAGGCCUGUCGCCCUGAUCAUCCUGGCAUACUGGGCCGUAUUGACGAGCAUCAACCCACGAGCAUGGCAUCUCAAAGGCCUUGCCGAAGUUCUCGUUACUCGGAUCGGAAACAUCCUCGGAGACGACUGGGCAGAAUUCCUCAGCUGGCCUAGAGAAAAGAUCAUGGAGAAUGCCAGAGCAGCGCAAGAUACACCGGCUCAGACGCCCCGUUUCGACAAUCGGAAUGUUGAUAACCAACUAAAUGGUAUGCAUCUCUCACACGAGUCAUCUUUCAGCAACACCGGCGCCUCAGAAACACAGUUUGCACAACCAUCACCAUACACCAUCGCAAGCAAUCACAUCAGCCCAUACAGCAACAGCGCUAGUAAUCGUCCCAGUCCGUAUCCUCCGGCAAGCAACCAACCUAGCCCUUACGAUGUGACGAGCAAUCACGCUAGUCCGUACAGUCAAGGACCUCCGACAGGUUAAUUCGAGAACUGCGCUUCAAAACGACAUCCCACAAGCAUGAGAAGACAUGGCUUAGCCACAUAGACGGCCUCAAGACAAUACUUGCUUCCUCACGAAUAUACAGAUAAACAGUAUUAAGAAAUUAUAUGACACAUGAGCAGUGUUUAUGGUCUCGAUUACUUAUUGAUCAUCUUUGUUCUGAACCAUGUGACUCGAGAUCAAGCUUGAGUAUCAAGAACAAAUCAGGGCGAUGUAAGGCGUGCCAAUGUUGGGCUCGUCAAGAGUCACCACACACUUUCCUGCCGAC
Messenger RNA from Aureobasidium pullulans EXF-150, 1873 nucleotides. RefSeq lists its product as uncharacterized. Gene Ontology annotation, molecular function: DNA-binding transcription activator activity, RNA polymerase II-specific; zinc ion binding. The transcript is spliced from 2 exons. The record is from RefSeq and is a predicted model, not a curated record. Gene Ontology annotation, biological process: regulation of transcription by RNA polymerase II. Bases 175 to 1587 code for a protein of 470 amino acids. Lineage: Eukaryota; Fungi; Ascomycota; Dothideomycetes; Dothideales; Saccotheciaceae.